Monopterus albus (swamp eel) is the source of this 5475-nucleotide messenger RNA. RefSeq names its product BicC family RNA binding protein 1a (gene bicc1a). The record is from RefSeq and is a predicted model, not a curated record. Lineage: Eukaryota; Metazoa; Chordata; Actinopteri; Synbranchiformes; Synbranchidae. Gene Ontology annotation, molecular function: RNA binding; protein binding. Gene Ontology annotation, cellular component: cytoplasm. Bases 316 to 3246 code for a protein of 976 amino acids. The transcript is spliced from 23 exons.
UCAAAACAAAUAUCACGGUGUCGGGGUAGUUGUAGUUGGCUAUCAAAGUUAAAUUAACACCGUAGCUUCCCUUUUCCUCAAAGAUUUGCAUGGCUUUGAAAAUAAUACCUACAGAAGGUACAACAGCCAGAGAACAGACACCAAACUCUGCAUUGUGAAGGCAGCAAUACAACAGUGAGGCAUCCCUGACCACCUAAAAGUGAUGACCGAUGACACGUGAAACUUUCUCAAGGAGUUGGCUGGGAUGUGUGUGGUGUGCAGUGUGGCACUCGACAGACAACGCAGUGGCAGCUGGAGAAGUUGCUGUGCAGCGCCAUGGCUGCCCAGUGUGACACUUUAAGCGGAUACUUGCAGCAGUCGGACCAGGGCUCCAACAGCGAGCGGAGCACCGACUCUCCUCUCCCCGGAUCAGAGGAGGACCUGAGCGGAUCCCAUCCGCUGCCAGAUCCGGAGUGGACCGAGGAGAGGUUUCGAGUGGACCGUAAGAAGCUGGAAGUCAUGUUAUUAGCUGCUUCUGAGGGAAGAGUUAAUGGCGGGGAGGAUUUCUUUCAGAAGAUCAUGGAUGAGACCCAGACACAGAUAGCAUGGCCGUCCAAACUGAAAAUCGGAGCCAAGUCCAAAAAAGAUCCACACAUCAAGGUAUGCGGGAAGAGGGAGAACGUGAGGGAAGCCAAAGACAGAAUUAUGUCUGUCCUUGACACAAAGAGUAACAGGGUAACUCUGAAGAUGGACGUUUCCCACACAGAGCACUCCCACGUUAUUGGCAAAGGUGGCAACAACAUCAAGAGGGUGAUGGAGGAGACGGGGUGCCACAUCCAUUUCCCAGACUCUAAUAGGAACAACCAAGCAGAGAAAAGCAACCAGGUUUCCAUUGCAGGGCAGCCGGGAGGGGUGGAGGCAGCUCGAGUAAAAAUAAGGGAGCUGCUCCCUCUUGUGCUGUCUUUUGAGCUUCCUGCCAUCAUGCCGUCUGACCCCAGCUCCCCAACCGUGCAGCACAUCUCACAGACCUACAAUCUCGCCAUCUCCUUCAAGCCUCCGACACGUCUCUAUAGGGCCACAGUCAUGGUUCGCGGCUCACAGAACAACGCCAAUGCGGUUAAGAGGGGUACAGCUCUGUUGUUGGAGCACCUGGUUGGUAACCUGGCAAGCACCAUCUCAGUUACUACCCACCUGGACAUUGCACCCCAGCACCACCUCUUUAUGAAGGGCCGCAAUGGCAGCAACAUCAAGCACAUCACCCAGAGAACGGGGGCCCAGAUCCACUUCCCUGACCCAAACAGCCCUCAGAAGAAAUCUACGGUCUACAUUCAGGGCACCACAGAGUCGGUCUGCCUGGCGCGGCAGUAUCUCAUGGGCUGCUUGCCUCUGGUAUUAAUGUUUGACAUUAAGGAGGACAUUGAGGUGGAGGCCCAGUGUAUCACAGCACUAAUGGAACAGCUGGAUGUCUUCAUCAGCAUCAAACCAAAGCCAAAACAGCCCAGCAAGUCUGUGAUAGUCAAGAGCGUGGAAAGGAAUGCAGUGAACAUGUAUGAAGCCCGAAAAUUCCUCCUGGGUCUGGAAAACAACGGGGUGUCGUCAUCCUCUUCCUCUGUGGUGUUGAAUCCUACCACCAACGGCCCAUCCCCAUCCCUCAUCUGCCCCGUUGGCUUGGACAUCCUGGCCUCAGCUGGCCUGGGGCUGCGCAAUCUGGGUUUCCUGGGUGCGACGGCGCCCUACUCCCUCGCCAACUCCGCUGCCCCAAAUGCUGUUCUCAACAGCUUAAACACCUCCAUGAGCCCUCUGCAGACCCCAAGCCCUAGCGCCCCCACACCCUCCCCCUCCCUCUGGCCCAGUUCACUCACCAGCACCCAAGGCUUCUCAUCUCCACUGAUGCUGCACCCCGCCACCCAGGCUACGCUCAGUAGCAUCCUGCUGUCGGGCGUACAGGGUUACACACAGAGUACACCAUCCCCGCCACCUGGCCUUGCCCCCAUAGACAAGCAGCCCAGUGGGGUCCCUGAUUGCACUAAGGGCCCCUGCACUCUCAAUGGUCAUGUGAAGCAUCCUGGUUCUGUAUAUGGGAGGAUACCAACUGCAUCACUUGCAGAAACUGUUUUGAGUCCAGCCCCAUGUGACUCCAUCCAGGAGGCCAGUGGACACAGCUCUUCAGAACCGCUGUCCAGCAAGUCCAGUGCAGAUGAAGGCUCUGACACAUUUGUUGAAGUGGGCAUGCCCAGAAGCCCCUCUCAUUCAGCCAACGGGAGUGAACUGAAACAGAUGCUGGCUUCAUGUAAGACAUCAUCAGGGAAACGGCAGGCUGUGGAGCUCCUGCAGGGCACCAAGAACUCCCAUCUACACUCUGACUGUCUUCUCUCGGACACCGAGUCCAGCUCAUCAGACAGUCCUGUGGCAGAUAAAAGGGCACCGGGUAGCGAGCGGGCAGCUGAGCGGGCAGCUCAACAGAAUGAGAGAGAGAGAAUCAGGCUGGCACCACAGACGUCCUUCGCCAACAUGCAGGCAUUUGACUACGAACAGAAAAAGCUGCUGGCAACCAAAGCUAUGUUAAAGAAGCCUGUGGUGACUGAGGUGAGGACCCCUACCAACACUUGGAGCGGUCUGGGUUUCUCCAAGUCUAUGCCAGCUGAGACCAUCAAGGAGCUGCGGAGAGCCAAUCAUGUGUCAUACAAGCCCAGCAUGAGCACCACUUAUGAGGGCUCCCCGCUGUCCUUGUCUCGAUCCAGCAGUCGGGAAGGCGUGGCGAACGGCAGCGACUCGGAUAACUGGAGAGAAAGAAAUGGCGCCGGUAAUGGCCUGCAGAACCACACUGAGUUCUCCUCCACUGUCAGCAGCCCCAAGAGGAAACAGAACAAAUCUGCUGCAGAGCAUUACCUCAGCAGUAGCAACUACAUGGACUGCAUCCCUUCGCUAACUGGCAGCAACGGCUGCAGCCUGAGCUCAUCUCUGAAAGGCUCAGACCUGCCCGAGCUGUUCAGCAAGCUGGGCCUGGGGAAGUACACAGAUGUCUUCCAGCAACAAGAGAUCGACCUCCAGACAUUCCUGACUCUAACAGACCAGGACUUGAAGGAACUGGGCAUCACUACCUUUGGAGCCCGCAGGAAAAUGCUGCUUGCCAUCUCAGAACUAAACAAGAACAGGAGGAAGCUAUUUGAGCAACCCAUCAGAUCCUCCUUUCUGGAAGGGGGGGCGAGUGGACGCCUCUCACGCCAGUUUCACACAGACAUGGCCAGCGUCAGCGGGCGAUGGUAGGCAUCUCCAUCCCCAGGCCGUCCCAGAACCGCUCAUGAAGACCAACCUCCAGUGUGUCUUUCUGUGCCUUAGAAGCCCAAGUUUAAGAGGUUGUUUACCCCUUUUUCAGCUUGAGCUGAAGUAAGACUAUAUGUUGUUGCCAUAUAGUAUAUACACGUAUAUAUAAGCCAUAGUUUCAAGUUCCAGUUAAUAAAAAGGGAUUUCUCAGACACAUGAGGUUCAGUGUUCACUCCUUCAAGAGCCAUUCGUUCUAUAUGGAGCAUUUAUAUAUGAAGGUUGUUGUUGUUCUGAAGAAGGGUAUUGUCCAGUGUUCACUCUUUGUUUAAAGGAACAGGCAGAGUGAUUAGUACAGUCAUUUUAUACAUUGAUACUACCUGCAUUUGCAUUAUGCUGUUGUAUCAGAAACAUGCACUUUAAUUAUAGAGUUUUGCCUGUGAGAGUGAUUUCUUAGAUUGAAGUAAUAACUAUGCAUUUUUGACUAAAAGCACAGAUGCAUUAUAUAUCAAACCAAAUGUAAGCACUUGGCCAGUGAGAUUAGGGCACCAGCAGAUGAAGUACGUACAGGUCGGCACGCCAAAGUGACGGCUUCAUUAACUUUAACACACACACCAAAGAAAAGUAUCAUUGUGGCCUUUGAACGUUAUCUGCCUUCAGUGUUUUUCCUCUGAGGUCAGUGAUUGUGUCCAUAUCUUUUUCUUCUUGUGUAUUUCUACACAAAACCAAAAAAAAACGAAUCAUAUUUUGUACUCAUUAUGCAUUAUGACUUUAUUUUUAGUUUUUAUUACCAUUUUAGGGGAAUGGGUGGGAUGUUUAAUAGCUAUCAGUUUAUAUUUGUAUUUUUUAUACAGUCAUCAAUGAGUUUCUAUGAUUUUGUAAUUAGAUUAUUACCAUCUUUUACUUAUUUUCUGCCCCUUAAUCUGUGGAGCCGUAAUAUGGCUGUGCCAUUAGACAGCAGCAGACGUCUUCCAAUGUCCAGAGUAUUUUGCAUUAAGUGUGGUUAAGUGCCUCUGUAAUUUUUUUUUUUUGUUUGUUUCUCUGGGAAAAUGUGUAUUUUGCGAUACAGUAAGUAUAAAAGCUAAGACUGGAGAAUAAAAGAGUACAGUGUAGAAGAUGUAUCCGGUAUGUAGAGGACACUUGUGAGAAGUUCUUAAUGUGCACAAAUGUUUAUCUCAGUGUAUCUAAAUAUAACAAAAUAACAGCAGUCCUCAUAGAAUUUCAGAAGGAAGUUGGUCAUUUGUCCAUUUCCUUUUGAUUUGCAAUGGUUCCCUUUAAGGUAAUUUGCUGUUUAUCAUGUUCACUUUUAACCACUUUCCACUUCUUGCAUCUCAUUCAAGCCAUUGUCCAAGUGGUUGUCAAGUUAAUGGCACUAUAUUAAAUAAUGUUCUGACAUGGUUGCUGACGCCAACCAGAGAGAUGUCUUUUUAUUUCCUUUCAAGUCCUAAGGGACCUGCCCCUUCGCUCACCCUGUUUCUUGUCUGCUUUAACUGUUGACUGUUCAGUACAGAUAAAAAAGCCAAAAAAUAAAUUAAAACAUUAAUAAAAAGGGAUUCUUUAUCCUGAGAGGAAACCUGGAGCCAGUUCGCCCCAGCUCAUCAUGGUACUACAUUGAAACUGUUGAGCGCUGAUAGUCUCAGCGCCGCGACUCGUGUUCCUGCCUAGCAGACAUUUGUUUUCAUCCUUUGCCUUGUUCGGAUGCAUUUGCUCGGGGGACAGUAGAGGUUCUUGUCUUAUCAAGUGAAUGUUUAAAAAAUAUUGAUGCAUGUUAAUGCAGAUCUAUUACAGAUAAGUGAAGACAGUAAGUCAAAGUUUACUGCCAGCUUGUUUAGUCUUUGUCCUUGACAGAAUAGUUUCACAAUCAAGUGAUUUUUUUUUUUUUUUUUCCGGGGGGGAUAGUCAUGUUGUUCCCAAAGGGAUUUAUUUGAAGGAGUCUUUGUACUGCACUCAAAUGGUACAUUUAUAAUAAAUGUAAACCACUAGGGAAAUUAUGUAAUAUGUAACUGUUAUAUGACCUUUUCAUCUGAUGCAACCAUUAGUUCUUGUGUGAGAAAGGUACAAUUCUGCGCAGAGUUCCGGGGGAGAAGUUGUAUAUAAACAUUGCCGUUUGGCCAAAGCUCUGUUCACUGUGGCAUCUGUUGAUGCUGUUGGUAUCAUAAGGGUAUUGUAGUGCAGAGGGUUUUAUGGAGACUUGUCAAGCAGGCAGAAAAUGUUCAGACCUUCAAAUUAUAAUAU